AUGUCCACCGUCUAUAACAACCCACCUAUAACACCCUAUCAGGAAGGAGUUUCUCCCAUCACAACUGCCAGCGGUACUGUUUCCCCUCAAACAACCGGUUUAACCAACCACAACUCUACGCCUCUCUCUCCACAAAUAACUGGCGUUACUAACACUUCUACUUCAAAUAAUCAAGAACAACCUCAUUCCGAUUUCCCUCCGCAAUCACAACAGCCUCAAUAUAACAAAUCAGAAGCUUAUCAAGGCAUCGAAGUCGUCGGUCAUAAUCAUAAUAUAAUGGCAUCACAACAAAUCCCCCCUCAGCAAGAGGGCUUCACAAAUGGGAAACCCCAAUCAACGCCUCCUCUCCAAGGACAAUAUAACACACCACCUCAAGGACAAUACCAAGCUCCACCACCUGGUCAAGAACAAUAUCCUCCUCCAGGACAAUAUGCGCCUCAACCCCAAGCAAACAUCAAGCAAAGGAAAAACAACUAUGCAACUGCUAUACCUAUCCGUUCUCUUCAAGACGGACCUGCUCCUGUAGACUGUCCUAUCUGUGGAGUGCGGGAAGUGACCUCUGUUGAACAUCGUAGUGGAAUGACUACACAGUAUGUUUCUCUCUUCCCAUAA
Molecule: messenger RNA, 612 nt
Organism: Sclerotinia borealis F-4128
Lineage: Eukaryota; Fungi; Ascomycota; Leotiomycetes; Helotiales; Sclerotiniaceae
Source: the annotation of a GenBank genome assembly